Molecule: messenger RNA, 2883 nt
Organism: Nothoprocta perdicaria
Lineage: Eukaryota; Metazoa; Chordata; Aves; Tinamiformes; Tinamidae
Gene: SH3PXD2B
Product: SH3 and PX domains 2B
Exons: 15
Coding region: 1-2814 (937 amino acids)
Biological process (GO): superoxide anion generation
Molecular function (GO): phosphatidylinositol binding; superoxide-generating NADPH oxidase activator activity; protein binding
Source: RefSeq, a predicted model, not a curated record
AUGGGAGGCUGGAUCUCCCUCUUGAAGCAGCGGAAGAUGGGUGAGGAGGAUACCUUCACAGAGACUUUUCUUCUGUUUAUAUCAGAUGUGCAAGUGUACAUUAUCAAAGUCACCUGGUCCAAUGGGUCCACAGAAGUCAUAUACCGUCGGUAUAGCAAGUUCUUUGACUUACAGAUGCAAAUGCUGGACAAGUUUCCAAUGGAAGGAGGUCAGAAGGACCCCAAGCAAAGGAUCAUCCCCUUUCUGCCAGGGAAGAUCCUCUUCCGCCGAAGUCACAUCCGAGAUGUUGCGGUCAAGCGGUUGAUACCAAUUGAUGAAUACUGCAAGGCUCUGAUCCAGCUGCCUCCCUACAUCUCUCAGUGUGAGGAGGUUCUUCAGUUCUUUGAGACGAGACCUGACGACUUGACUCCCCCCAAAGAAGAACCCAUUGGAAAGAAGAAGUCUGGAGCUGAUUCUGCGUCGGUCGAUCCCUUGGUGCUGGAGCAGUAUGUCGUGGUGGCGGACUACCAGAAGCAGGAGAGCUCCGAGAUCAGCUUGUGCGUGGGCCAGGUGGUGGAUAUCAUUGAGAAGAACGAAUCAGGCUGGUGGUUUGUGAGCACAUCAGAAGAGCAAGGCUGGGUGCCAGCGACCUGUCUGGAAGCKCAGGAUGGUGUCCAGGACGAAUUCUCUAUGCUGCCUGAUGAAGUCCCAUGGAGAUACUGGUCUCUACCCAGGCACGUUGGCCGCCGUCGGACUCUUGGGGACUUGUACACCAGUGGAUGGGGUCAAGAGGAGAAGUACACGGUUAUUUACCCAUAUAUCGCAAGAGACCAGGAUGAAAUGAACCUGGACAAAGGGGCUGUGGUGGUGGUGAUCCAGAAGAACUUGGAGGGCUGGUGGAAAAUCAGGUACCAGGGCCAAGAAGGCUGGGCCCCGGCCUCCUAUCUCAAAAAGGGGAAUGGAGAGAUGUUUUCACAGAAGCUGGGGUCAGGYGCCUCCACUCAUUCCUGUGCCUUGGAUCUGGAUGGCAUCUCCCGGCAGCAGAACGUGGCAAGCCGAGAGAAGGAUGGACUUGCCAGCCAGAGAGAUGGGAGAUUUGACAGCCGUCCCCUGCCUAAUGCUGACAUUCGACGCAAGUCUCCGAAGAUGAGGCAGAGACCGCCUCCUCGCAGAGAUCUGACCAUACCACGUGGUUUAAACCUGCCUAAGCCUCCUGUCCCUCCUCAAGUGGAAGAGGAAUAUUACACCAUAGCUGACUUCCAGACCACCAUUCCAGAUGGCAUCAGCUUCCAGGCAGGAAUGAAAGUAGAGGUUAUUGAGAAGAACCUGAGUGGCUGGUGGUACAUUCAGAUUGAGGAGAAGGAAGGCUGGGCUCCUGCUACAUUUAUYGAUAAAUACAAGAAAACAAGCAAUGCAUCCAGGCCAAACUUCCUGGCUCCAUUGCCCAAUGAGAUGGCCCAGCUCCGUGUUUCCGAUGCCACAGUGGAAAGCAGUGCCAAUGAAGAAGCCACUGGACCAUGCAGACCUUUGCCAGAGGCUCCACCAAAUGGUAUGGACUGUGGUAUGAAGUGGGCCAGAGAAUGGAAGGGGAAGGAGGCUGCUGAGAGUGCGGACAUGGCCUUCACCUCUGGGUAUGAGGAGAUCUCGGACCGUGAUGUGGAGGAGAAACCCAGCCUGCCCCCUAGGAAAGAAUCAAUCAUUAAAUCGGAAGGCGAGUUAAUGGAAAGGCAGAGACCUCCUCCCAAGCCUCCAGGCAUGAUUUUGCCCAUGAUCCCUCCGAAGCAGUCAGCAGCCCCCAAGGACAGUAAGAAGCCAGAGCUGAAAACAGAGAAGGGCAAACUGUUCCAGCUGAAAAACGAAAUGGGACUGGAAUGUGGACACAAGGUGUCAGCCAAGGAAGUGAAGAAGCCAAAUCUCCGACCUAUUGUCAAGCCAACCAAGCCAAAAGCUGAGCCGUUGGAAGACAAACCUGAAACAUUUAGCCAGAAUCCUUUCUUGAAAUCAAGACCCCAGAUUAGGCCAAAACCUACUGCAGCCCCUCGUGCUGACCCACCUCCAACUGACGAUAAACUGGACAUUUGUAGCCUGCGAAGCAAGCUCAGACCUGCGAAGUGCCAAGAGAAACCCUCUGAGCAGGACACUGCUGCCAGUGAAAACUCUUUCAGUAAUACCACGGUCCYCUCGGAGACUUCUGGAAGGUUUCAGGAGAGACCAAGUGUGGAGAGCAAAGCCCUGCCUAAACUGGACAGUCACAUCGCAAAGGAGGCCCUGCCCAAAUGUCCUCUGGGGCCAGCAAAGGCAGYGCACCCAGAGCCAAAGAGUGACUACCCAGGUCCCAGGGAGCCCCCGCCUCAGCGGCCCGUCGUACCGCCGCGUAGACCCCCGCCCCCAAAGAAAGCAGCAUGUCCUGCCUCCGGCCCCACGCCAGAGCUGAAGACCCCAGGGCGGGAAGCACCUGAGAUCAGGUCCUCUGCUGUCCCGGGCCGGCCCAUGCUGGUUCCACCAAAAGCCAAACCGUUCCUGUCUGCGAUAAGCCAGGACGAAGCCAAAGUGAAAAGCAGCUUAGUCCCAAAGGUAAUAUCCAAGCCGGUAGAGAGAGGGGAAGCCAAGGAGAGGACCUCUGUCCCCUUCUCCAAUCCGGACAUCUCCAAGGAAGCCCUCUAUGUGGCAGUGGCAGAUUUUGAAGGCGAUGAGGAGACCAACAGCUUUAAAGAAGGGACUUUAUUUGAAGUUCGAGAGAAGAACAGCAGUGGCUGGUGGUUUUGCAAGGUCCUGACUGGGGGGCCCUGCUGGGAGGGCUGGAUCCCUUCCAAUUAUCUAAGAAAGAAGCCGUAGCCUGACCUCUGUUUACACAGUUGGAAGUUCCUUGUUCUCACACCUGAGUAUUUAAUUAGCUUAUUAAUU